AUGGCCGCCUCCACCAUGUCUGUCUGCUCUGACGCCUGCACCAACUCCUCCUGGCAGGUGGACGACUGCCCAGAGAGCUGCUGUGAGCCUACCUGCUGUGCCCCCACUCCCUGCCUGACCCUCCUCUGCACCCCAGUGAGCUGUGUGUCCAGCCCCUGCUGCCAAUCUGUCUGCUGCUCACCCUCAUGCUGCCAACAGUCUAGCUGCCAGCCAGCUUGCUGCACCUGCUCCCCCUGCCAGCCGUCCUGCUGUGUGACUCUUUGCUGCAAGCCUGUCUGCUGCACACCCAUCUGUUCUGGAUCCUCCUCAUGCUGCCAGCAGUCUAGCUGCCAGCCCUCCUGCUGUCAAUCCUCCUGCUGUGUGCCUGUCUGCUGCAAGCCUGUCUGCUGCAAGCCCUGCUCCAGCGUGUCCCUGCUCUGCCGCCCUGUGUGCAGACCUGCCUGCUGUGUGCCCACCUCCUCCUGCUGUGCCUCCUCCUGCCAGCCCAGCUGCUGCAAGCCCUGCUCCAGUGUGUCCCUGCUCUGUAGCCCUGUGUGCAGACCUGCCUGCUGUGUGCCCACCUCCUCCUGCUGUGCCUCCUCCUGCCAGCCCAGCUGCUGCAAGCCCUGCUCCAGUGUGUCCCUGCUCUGUAGCCCUGCCUGUUCCCGCCAGGCCUGCUGA
Messenger RNA from Peromyscus eremicus (cactus mouse), 660 nucleotides. RefSeq names its product keratin-associated protein 10-1-like. NCBI's taxonomy places the organism in Eukaryota, Metazoa, Chordata, Mammalia, Rodentia, Cricetidae. Gene Ontology annotation, cellular component: keratin filament. The record is from RefSeq and is a predicted model, not a curated record. Bases 1 to 660 code for a protein of 219 amino acids. The transcript has 2 exons.